Messenger RNA from Mycena citricolor, 6787 nucleotides. The record is from the annotation of a GenBank genome assembly. NCBI's taxonomy places the organism in Eukaryota, Fungi, Basidiomycota, Agaricomycetes, Agaricales, Mycenaceae.
GGAUCAAUAGGAGCCUUAGGUAGAAGAGAGGCAGCUGGAGAAAGCAAGAGACAGUGAUCGUCUGCUUUUUAUAUGACAUCUGGGGCGCUUGGAACAAUGUCGCUUCUUGGACAGAACCAAGUCCAUGACAAUGAAAAGGAUAAAGAAUUUCUGAAGCAGGUGGCAUGAUCCCGUUGGUUCCGUCAACGAAGCGCCAGCAGCCGUGGGAGAUGUUUGAAGCAGGCAGAUGCCAGAAAACUUUCGCGAAUGUGUUGAGAUUGCAAGCGAGCUCGAAUGACUUCACCGUCUAAACGGAGAAGUUAUCCGUCGCUGUCAAUGAUUGGCAUCAAUUGGUGGCGGUGCAAACGCGUAGCACGUGCAUGAUUGGUGGCUGUGUCGAGGCCGAAAUUUUUAUGCGACUGAAAAAGUUGAAAUUGAAACUCCGCCCAUCUCUUCAUCUUAUUCCAUAUUCCUUCCGACCUCCCUCCUCCCUUCCUCCUUCCGCCUGUCAUGUCCAAUUUUGUUCAAGGGCUUCACGACCUUCUCCAGCAGGCUACUGCCGGAGACACAAAUCUAUUGAAAUCCGCGACGGCCCAGCUCAACCUUGAGUACUACAAAAACCCGGCAUGCAUCCCCGCCCUCGCUUCGAUCAUGUCCAGCGCCGCGACCCAACCUGUCCGCCAGCUCGCUGCCGUUGAGAUGCGAAAGCGGGUCAGCCAAAACAGCAGUGCUCUGUGGACCCAGCUCGGACAAUCCGAUCGUGAGGAAAUUAAGGGCAAGCUACUACAAAUCGUGCUCACUGAUCCGGAUCACCUUGUUCGACACUCUGUCGCUCGUGUCAUUGCUGCCAUCGCUAACAUCGAGAUCCCGCUCGGUACAUGGCCCGAACUCCUGGGCUUCCUCACCCAGACCUGUGUCUCCCAGCAAGUGCUGCAACGGGAAUCCGGCAUCUUCAUGCUUUACACGGUACUUGAUAACAUCGUCGAGGGAUUCAAGGAUCAUCUUCUCGAGUUCUUCACAUUAUUCUCACAACUUCUCGCGGAUCCCGAGAGCAUCGAGGUCCGGAUCACCACUGUUCGGGCUUUGGGCGUGAUCGCGAGCUACAUUGACGUUGAGGACAAGGCCGAAGUGAAAGCCUUCCAAGCAUGUCUACCUGCCAUCAUGCAAGUUAUCGGACAGAGCGUUGAGUCCGGUAAUGAAACUGGGGCGACACAACUGUUUGACGUUCUCGAAACGCUGUUGAUCCUGGAAGUGCCUGUCCUCGGAAAACACAUCCCCGAAUUGGCAGAGUUCCUGUUGCGGCUGGGUGCCAACCGCAGUUACGAGACUGAACUGCGCGUUCUCGCGCUCAAUGCGCUGAACUGGACCAUUGUCUACAAGAAGUCCAAGAUCCAGUCCAACAACCUUGCCGGUGCCAUCCUGCAAGGUCUCAUGCCCAUCACCACGGAGGCCGAGCCCGAAGACAUCGACGACGAUGCUCCUUCUCGGUCUGCUCUCCGUAUCAUUGACGGCCUAGCCACUGGCCUCCCCCCUUCGCAAGUUUUCCCUCCCCUCCGAAACCUUAUCACCGAAUACUUCUCCUCUCCCGAUCCCAACAACCGUCGUGGUGCCAUGCUCGCUCUCGGAAUUUGUGUCGAGGGUUGCAGUGAGUUCAUGACGCCGCUGCUGAAUUCAGUGUGGCCCGUCAUCGAAGCCGGUCUGCGGGACAGCGAUGCCGGUGUCCGCAAAGCAUCGUGCGUCGCUGUAUGCUGCAUGUGUGAGUGGCUCUCCGAUGAGUGUAUCCUGCGUCAUGAAGUUCUCGUGCCGAGCAUUAUGGCUCUCGUCAAUGACGCCGAGACGCAGAGGUCUGCUUGCACGGCAUUGGAUGCCCUGCUCGAGAUCUUGCACGACCACAUCAACAUGUACCUUGCUGGUAUCAUGGAGUGCCUGACCGGUCUCCUGGCCUCUGCGCCCAUCAGCGUCAAGUCGGUCGUCAUUGGGGCCAUCGGCAGUGCCGCACAUGCCGCGAAGGAUGCCUUCCUGCCGUACUUCCAGCCCACCAUGGAGCACAUCCAGCACUUCCUGGGUCUCACCAACGAGGGAGAGGAGAUCGAGCUGCGUGGAAUCACCGUCGACGCCAUCGGUACCUUCGCUGAGGCCGUCGGAAAGGAUAUUUUCCGUCCUUUCUUCCCUAAUAUGAUGAACCAUGCAAUCCAAGCUCUGGAAGUUGGCAGCCCUCGUCUUCGCGAGUGCAGCUUCUUGUUCUUUGGUGUCAUGGCCAAGGUGUUCGAGGAUGAGUUCGCGGUGUAUCUGCCGGCUGUCGUUCCCGCCUUGUUGGCGAGCUGCGCCCAGGUUGAGCAAGGGGAAGAGUUGUCUGUGGUUGAGGCUUCUGCCGCAUUCGGCACCGGAUCCUCUCCUCAGAAUGCCAUUUCCAUCGUUGACGAAAAGCUGGACGACAACGGAAACUCGGUCGUUGAGAUCGAAGACCUCGAUGUCGACAAGAUGAUGGAUGCCAACAGCGCCAUCGCCGUGGAGAAGGAGAUCGCCGCUGACACCAUUGGGACUCUGUUCACCGCUACAGGCAUCGCUUUCCUUCCGUUUGUGGAGCAGUGUGCGAUGCAACUCAUCGACUUGCUGUCGCACUACUACGAGGGCAUCCGUAAGAGCGCGACCGACUCUCUUUUGGAGAUUGUACGGACCUUCUAUGACAUCAGCAACCCUGCGGAGUGGACGGCUGGCUUGACCAACUACCCCGCGUUGCCAUCGACCGUCAAGGACCUGAACGAGCAUGCCAUCAAGGCUCUGCUUGAGAUGUAUGAGACGGAAGACAACAAGUCCGUUGUCACCUCCCUGUGCACAGGUCUCGCCGAGACUAUCAACAAAAUCGGACCCGCCUUCCUCGAUGGCCAUAUCGAGGAGAUCUCUAAGAUGGCCAUCGAAAUUCUCGACCAGAAGGCGGAAUGCCAGAAGGAUCCGGAUCAGGAUGACGACGAAGAAGCACCCGAAGAUUCGGCCGAAUAUGAGACCAUCCUCAUUUCGUCUGCUGGGGAUGUUGUUGCUUCCAUCGCCAAUGCUCUCGGGCCCGAUUUUGCCCAGGCGUUCGGCACCUUCUACCCUCUGAUCUCUAAAUACUAUAAAAAGAGCCGAUCACUCAAUGAGCGUUCGUCCACCAUUGGCUGCCUGGCAGAAAUCAUCUCUGGCAUGAAGGGCGCCAUCACCAGCUUCACUCAGCCAUUGCUUGAGCUCUGCUUCAAGGCUCUCAGCGACCCGGAUGCGGAUGUGCUGAGCAACGCUGCGUUUGCUGUUGGUGUUCUCGUUGAAAACACCGACAUGGAUCUUUCCGGACAAUAUCUCCACCUCCUUGGCGCUCUCCAACCUCUCUUCAACGCUCCACCGGACGCCCCUGCAAACGUCCUCAAUGCCCGAGACAAUGCUGCUGGCGCCGUUGCGCGGUUGAUCGUCAGAAAUGCGGCCGCCGUUCCCUUCGACCAAGUCCUCCCCAUCUUCAUCCACGCCCUGCCUCUCCGAAACGACUUCCUGGAGAACCGGCCUGUCUUCCGGGCAUUGUUUUUCCUCUGGCAGUCGAACAAAGCACUGUUGGUCCCUUACAUGGGUCAACUGCUACCCGUGUUCGCACAUGUUCUUGACCCCAACGGCCCUGAUCAAGUCGGCGACGAGAUCCGACGCGAUCUGAUCCAGCUCGUCGGCGAGCUGAAUGCGCAGGAUUCGGCUGCGGUCCAAGCGGCAGGCUUGGGUCCUUUCGUUGCUGGCGCCUGAGAGAGUUUUUGCAUACCAUUCCUUCAUUCACCUGGAAGUAUCACCCUAUUGUCAUUUAGGAUAUUUCGACUUGCAUCCCAGUACGUAAUGCUACAAUUAACGAGUCCAUCAUCAUCACAUGACCGUGUCUGAUCGUCCUACCUUCUCCCACUGCCAACGACCACGACUUGUGUGGGCACCUCGCGCCCGCCGCUUUUCAUUCCUAUGUCACCGCCUCUCUUUUUAGUCCUGGUUCUCGUAUGGGCGGUUGGGAGCUCCGCCGUGUCCGUUUUGACGCCCAUUGAAAAUCAGCGACCCCUCGUUGCGCGCGUAAGCGAACCGUAUUCUUGGUCUAUCUCGGCUGCGACUUUCAAAUCAUCGGAUGGAAACCUCGACUACGACACCUCCAACCUCCCUCCAUGGAUGUCCUUCGAUGCUUCCUCGCUGCGGUUCCAUGGCACUCCUGGGCUAUCUGACCAGGGCAGUCCACAGAUUACCGUCACCGCUCGAGAUGGAUCGGGCUCGUCCGCCUCCUCCAAGUUCUAUCUCUGUGUCACCUCGUAUCCUGCCCCUGAGCUCCACAUCCCGCUAGAGUCGCAAUUCUAUGGCGACAACCCCGCUCUGUCGUCCGUCUUCACACUCUCUCCCAACUCGGCUCUUGCGACUCCAAAUCCCGCUCUGCGCAUUCCCCCACACUGGUCGUUUAGCAUCGGGUUCCAAUAUGACACGUUCACUGCGCCGCAUAAUCUGUUCUACGAUGCCGCUCUGGCCAACGGAGCCGACUUGCCCUCUUGGAUGGAGUGGAAUGAGAAAAGUCUGACGUUGAACGGUGUCGUCCCCAGCGAUCAAGUUGCGCAAUCGCCCUAUUUUGUCUCGCUUCAGCUCUUCGGGUCUGAUCAGGAAGGCUAUCAAGCUCUAGCACUUCCCUUCGAUAUCGUGAUCGCAGCUGAUGAAUUCUCUCUGGCUGGACCGCUUCCUACUAUCAACGUGACCGCGAAUGCGCCCUUCAACACAAGCUUCCUCUCUCCUGACGACUUCAAUGGUGCAUUGAUUGAUGGAAAGAACAUCGCGCCCGGCAAUGUGACUGCACUCGAUUUUGACACUAGUGCUUACGACUGGCUGCACUUUGACCUCCAAAGCAGACUCCUUUCGGGAAAUCCUCCAAACAAUUUCAAUGAGAAGAAGCUUGUUCUGCCGCUGGUAUUGACGGUUGUUAACCAGUCGCUCAAUACCAAUGUGUCGUUGGCGUUUGUUCCGUCCUAUUUUUCCAGUGCAGUUCUGCCUCCCCUCAUUCUCCCCGACGAUGGGACUGUGAAGUUUGACCUUGACCAAUACUUCUCGAAUGCCACCAGCGAUCAGCGUGCGGAUGUCACCCUUUCUGCUGCGUAUGACUCGUUGGACGGCGCUCAGUACAUCUCGUUUGAUCCAAACACCGGGCUCCUCUCUGGCACAGUGCCUGAAGACUGCCCGGUUUCUCAUUUCGACGUCGCCUUUACUGCCUACUCCCACAAAACACAUUCAACAUCGCAUGCCUCUCUUUCUAUAUCGACUUCUCCGUCAAAAGGAAAGAAAGCUUACACUCAUCCUGUCAAUCUGUCGGCCACGGCUCACCGGAAGCUGGUCCUUGCCUUGGGCAUUGCGUUUGGAGUGAUUGGAGGCAUCUGUCUACUAGGCGCUGUUCUCUCGGCCUUCAACAGAUUGGCUCGCGUCGACGAUACGGCUCUAUCGAAUGAACAGGGCUGGACAGCCAACGAGAAAAGAUGGUACGGGGUGGCAGAUCCGGAGAAGGGCCUUCCGGAUGUUCCGCGCGGUGCCAUGGACCUCAAUCCCUUUGGAUCUGGCGCGCAGCUUGUGACUCCAGUCCGACCUGCGCCAAAAUACGGUCCGGUGGGCCUUGGGCUCCGGCGCGUUUCCGAACGCAGUGGAUCAGAACCUCUCUCGAGCCCUCAGAGUCCUGGAUUCAUGCGCAAAGCCGAGUUCUUGGACCGAAUUCGGCAGACCGUCAGAAAUGUGAGCGAAAAGUAUGGCAGCCGAGGCAAGGCCAGUCGGCCAGCGAUCAGUAAGCCUCGGCUAGUGGUUCCUGAGUCGGUUCACAUUCCGUAUGGUGCCAAUUCCUACGCCUCCGAUCCUUUCCACGACUCGAAUGGGAUGGUGAGCUAUCCAGGAAGCACGGUGAUGACCAAUUCGCCCUCAACGUCCACUGGAGAGCAUUCGAUCCCGCGUCGAAGAGCUGAUUUCGCGCCACCGAGAGCUCCGGCUGCUGCGCACGUGGGAGAUGGUCUUGUGCGCAAGGACUCGACGAGUUCACUGGAUUCAGAGGAGGAAGGAAUCGUUCAUGUCGCUUCCAAGGCGACGAGUCUUCACAGCGGGACCUCGCACCACGAUCGGCCGCGACUUGUUCCUUUCACGAGUGCAACGCGGGUACCAGUCCCUCGCGUGCCUUCGCUGACGGCCGGUGGGCUUUCGGGAAGUUCCGCCGUACGCAAAAGUCAGACUCCCGACGAACUGAGCGAAGGGUUUCAUUACGUUCGGACCCUCGGUGGCGAUGAUCUGCAGGUUGCGGCGGAUCCUUCCACCCCAUCUAUCUCGACAAACGUUCGGUCGUCAUUCUCGUCCCUGGAGUCGUCUCAUCACGGACACAGCCCUAAUCCUGUGAUCCGCAACUUGGUCCGGGCAGGCGAGAAGUUCAAGUUCCGGGUCACCAUCCAGAACAACGCCAACGGAACAGCGAGGCUGGAAGCCAAACUUGUUUCUGGACAGCCUCUGCCCCGAUUCCUGCACGUAAAUCUGACGAGAGCUUCGGCGACCGGCUCCGUUGAGUUCUAUGGCGCGCCGGGAGCCAGAGACAUGGGCGAGUAUGAUGUCGGAGUGUUUAGUGUGGAGAAUGGUCUGCGCGUGGGGAGAGCUGUUAUCGAGGUUGUUGGAACUAGUCGCUGACCGAUUUUAUUGCAUCAAACUGUACAACAUUGUAUCACUAGAGCAACAACAUGUAGCACAUACUAUCUAUCCACAACGUACUUUGUAUUCGUACAUUACUAUCAUCUAUACCAAUAGCAUUCAAUCUUGCGCGGAA